Messenger RNA from Cantharellus anzutake, 1941 nucleotides. RefSeq lists its product as uncharacterized. NCBI's taxonomy places the organism in Eukaryota, Fungi, Basidiomycota, Agaricomycetes, Cantharellales, Hydnaceae. Gene Ontology annotation, biological process: protein phosphorylation. Bases 1 to 1941 code for a protein of 646 amino acids. Gene Ontology annotation, molecular function: ATP binding; protein serine/threonine kinase activity. The record is from RefSeq and is a predicted model, not a curated record. The transcript has 11 exons.
AUGCCUUUUGCUGGGCUGAAAACUGAGAUAUGUAAUCUGUGUGCCAAGGUGGCUGAAGCUCGGGAGGAAGAUCAGGACACUUUGCGAAAGAAGCUUUUAAAGAAGCAGUGCUGUGUUUGCUCUGCCAUCUUUAUGGUUGAACUGCCUAAUAAAAUUUGUGGGAAAUGCUUAACUGAGCUUGGGAAAGAUCAUGGACCACUUCCAGUUGAAUUAAACCUCUACCAGCAGGCCAAGACAGCCAUCCUUAGUAUAAGGGGACCCCCUACUCCUGUACUUCAAUCUGCUUCCUCAAAGCCAAGCUUUGCUAUUCCAACAGUCCAGGCAGCUGUUUCUACCGGAGCUGCCAUUGAUUCUUCACUUACCCCUACUGCGGCUUCUAUUGUUGGGGGUGCUGUCCACUACCAAGGCCAAGCUUCAACUUUUCGGCUAAAACAACAUUCACCUGCACCACCACGAGGAUAUUCAAGUCUCCUCAAACAGAACCAGUCAACAAAGGAUGCAAAAGCUGGUCCUGUCUCCUUCAAGAUAUAUCUUUUCCAGCGAAGUGGCGCAGUUAAUACUGCAUCAGUUAUGUUGAAGAGAUUCUCGAACCAUCAGCGGUAUACAGCAAGCACAUUGAUGCAUGAGGCAUUCAACCAUCUUCUUGUAACAUCCUCAGCUGCAUUUUAUGCAGAAUUUCAAACAGCCAAGAGAGGUGCCUUCACUAGGCAUGCAUUUAAGUAUGAUAUUCAUUUUACCCCAACAGCUUUUCGGCAUGUUCCAAUGGAAGACCUUGAGGGUACUUCUACUGUCCUGGAAUUCUAUCAGAAGCAUGCCAAUGUAGCUCGUGGUGAGCAAAUCUUAUCCCUUCGGUUUACAUUUGAUGAAGAAACCUUGAAACCAUUUGGUGACAAUGAGGAGUUUUUUGUUGGUCAAAAGCGGGAACGUUCUCUCAGCUUGGCUAGUGGUCACAUAGCAAGACGCCAAAGGGUCACAGUGCUUGAAUCUAGCACAUUUGAUCCUACGAACAUCAACUGCUCUUGGAAGCUUACACUCAUCCCCCCAAAACCUCCUGUUGUAUCCUAUGCAGAUUUCCAGGGACACCUUAUGGAAGUUGAAUACAGCUACACCACUAUCACCAUUGAUGAGACUGGGAAACCUGAGGUUACCCACUCAAGUUCCACAAAUGGGCUUUACAUUGCUGGUGAUUGGCGCUCUGUAAAGCAUGAUGUGUAUGGAUGGGGUAUUAUUGGUGAAGGUGCUACCAAGAGGGCUAUCUAUGUGAGGGUUCUUUUAUUGGGCGAAUGGGAGAUGCUCAUUUCCCAACCUAAGCUUAGUACAAGUUCAAGCAAUGAAGAACUCAUAAGAGGAAUUGAGAAAGGUUUGCAGGAUGAACUCCAGCUUCUUGCAUAUGGAGAUCAUUUUGCUAAAGCAUUCUUCUUGCGUGUUACUGAUCUGGGAGAUACUCUGGACCGACGUAUUCCUGGAUUUUGUUUCAAUGUCUCAAAAUCCUUUGUGGGGAGAAUUACUGACAGUACCCCUACUCAUAAUUCGCAACCUAUCUUGAAUUAUCCUGUCUUUCUUGCAACCCCCUUGAUUCCACACAAUCCAGAGAAAGCAGAUGGUCAGUAUGAAAAAAUCACUGGUCAUGACCCUCGCAAGGAUGAGCCACCCAAAACCUUGCUUUCAAAAACACUCCAUGCAUUUGUUCAUUUUACCUACCUUUACUCUAAGAAGCACCUUCUCUUGGUUGACCUUCAAGGAAUUACAGAUAGGGAUGGGAUUUUUACCCUGUUUGAUCCUCAAUCCCAUUCCCAGAGGGCAGGUGAUACUGGGACCUGGGAUGGAGGGAUGGAGUACCUCCACUACUGGGAGCUGUCUCACAAGUGCAAUGAAGUAUGUGUGGCAUUACAACUAGAGAAUAUCAAGAAAAUGAGUGAGGAGGCAGAAGAAAUGGACUGA